Messenger RNA from Parastagonospora nodorum SN15, 204 nucleotides. RefSeq lists its product as hypothetical. Bases 1 to 204 code for a protein of 67 amino acids. The record is from RefSeq and is a predicted model, not a curated record. The transcript is spliced from 2 exons. Lineage: Eukaryota; Fungi; Ascomycota; Dothideomycetes; Pleosporales; Phaeosphaeriaceae.
AUGGGCUCAACACGUUACGACACCCAAAGAUCUGACUUCCGCCGCCCCCGCGAGAACGUAGUCCAACAGGGCACUACGCCGCCCCAGGCGAACGAUCCGUACCACGCGCGAGGCCAGCCCCUUCGCGCGGGCGAAGUACGCGAGUAUCCCAGAUACGACGGGAAAACGCAAGACGGGGGCAAGAAGGAUGGAUAUCAUGACUGA